This is a messenger RNA of Neltuma alba, 2554 nucleotides long. RefSeq lists its product as uncharacterized. Bases 147 to 2171 code for a protein of 674 amino acids. The transcript is spliced from 10 exons. Lineage: Eukaryota; Viridiplantae; Streptophyta; Magnoliopsida; Fabales; Fabaceae. The record is from RefSeq and is a predicted model, not a curated record.
CUUUCCAUGUUUUUAAUUUUGUUAUGACGUUCCUCGGUGAUUUCUUGAGCGUUUAUCCUUCGUUUUCAUGGAAUUCUCUUACCCCAGGUGACAUUAUGGCGAGUUUGAACGAAUUUUGCGUCUCGAGAGCUUAGAGCGUGGUCUCGAUGGGGAAAGGUGAUGAUGGGCGAUGCAUCUUUCCUCUUACGAGUUUGCAAAUUGGAGACUUGCAGUCAUACCUCUCAGACCUUAGCAUUUUCCUUGCUAAUGAUAGCAGAAAAUUAUAUAUUCUGGUUGACAAUCGACCAUGGUUGAGAGACUUGGGUCCUCGGAGGGCUCACUUGUGGCAGCUGAUGGUUACUAAGUCAAGGUUGUCUCCUUUUGCGAACAAAUCUCGGAGAGACAGAAAUCAGGCAAAGGAUGUUUGCUCUGGACCAAGCACAAGUAAACCAAAGAAUUUCCUACGAUGGUUCUCGCUGAUUGACAUGGUGAUGUCAUCAAGAAAGAGGGUUCUUCUGCCUGUGAAAAAACUAAGAAAUUCUUUGCAGUUGAGCCGCGAAUUACAUAGGACCUUAUAUGGCUUUAUUGUUUUUGAAGUUGAAUGGGCCAGUGUCCGUGGUAUGAGCUACUUGAAUGAGCUUCAGACUGAUACCUCGUUGGCUAUAGAAACAAAGUCUAUGAAAAGAUGGGAAUUUGACAGCAUUGCUCAAGCUGCAAGCUGUAUAUCUUCAUGGUUUUCAGGAACACCAUCUGAGCAGCUGCUUUUGAAAGAGUAUUUGGAUUCCACCGUAGGGGAGGUCUUUUAUGAUGCUAGUGAAGAUUUUUCUCGGACUAUACCUAUUGAUAAUGAGGAUAAUAUGUGCAAGGGUAUGCUGAAUAUUGAGGAUAAUUCUGUUGACUCUCCGGGGAGCCAUUUUGGUAUAUAUUGUGAGAAUAAGGAUCAGAGGGAAGACAUGCUGCACACACCUCCACCAUCUGGGCCAUACAAGAGGAGAAAACUAAUGAAGUCCCUUUGUAGUGGAGCUAGAGUUCAUAGCUACUCCAAGGAAAUGCCAGGGGGAAUUGACAACAAUAGAAUUUAUAGCGAGAGCUCUAGUGGUGUUUCUGGGAUUGUAGUGGAUAACACUCAGUACAAGGACGUUCUAAUAUUGUUUAGGUUUAAUGACCAUGACCUUCCAUUUAAAUUAAGGGAAGUUAUAGUAUCUGAUCUGCGAUUGCUUACAUUGCUAGAGGCUGGCCUUCCAUCUUGGGUCAUCUUCCUACAAUCUUACCCUGGAUUCUGCAAUUUAUAUCGCCCAUGGAUGUGCCCGUUGGCAAGAAUUUUAUAUGCACUUAUCUCAGUUGUCACUGUCAUCAUUGGAUUUUAUGAUUUAUAUAAAAAUGUUCCUGUUCUUAAGGCAACUGCAUCUCGUAUAUGUGGGCCGCUUUUUGAUUGGAUAGAAACUUGGGAGAUGGUUUCAAGGAUUAAGUACUUAGGAACAAUGUUGUUUCUGCAUAACAUUCAAAAGGCUGUUAAGUGGUGUCUUGCCUUCACACAUACCGCAAGAUCCUUUUUCUCUGUUCUUAUUCAACCUCUUGCAGAACCAUUGGUGCAGUUCUUUGGAUUUCUUCUUCCAAGCUGGAAUUUGUUAUAUAAUUUAGCAGUAAACACCGGUUCUGUUGUUUGGAUUGCAAUUGAGACUUCCUACAAUUUUGUUGAGGAUGCACUGGAGCUUUUACUUUGGCCAUUGUGGUCUAUCCUUACUCUUUUUUGGAGCAUUGCCACUUCAAUCUUAUAUCCUAUAUUUUGGACUCUGUGGGAAAUUGUAUAUGCUCCCAUUCGGCUUGUCCUUGCAAUCUUGAGUUUUGUGGCUUUCAUAUGUACAAGCAUAUAUAAUAUUCUUGGGGAGACAUGGCAGCUUGUUUCUAGCUUUUUUGCGGUGGCAUCGUCAUCUGAGGCAACAAUUAGCACCUACAGAGUUUCCAUGUGGCGCUCUCUUUGGAAUGACCUCUUUUCGCAGAUUUUCCGUGCGGUCAGGAGUAUACUGAAUGGAUUUGUUGCCUUCUUCAUGGCCUGCAACAGGCAUCGACUAAGUAUUUAUAAUCAUCUACAGGAGUUUAUUCGAAGAGUAUAUUGUCAGAGACAGAGAUCACAACAAGCAGAUUUAAGAGAAGGCAGAGGAAAAGAGAAAGUGCAUGCGAAAAGGAGCUGAACCCGUCAGAGAUUUUACUCUUUAUUGCAUUGCAACAUAACUAUGACAAACUUGACGGUGAGCAGAGAACAGACAGAGCUUUGCGGUUUACAAAAUUGCUGAUGCUGCAAAUACAAUACCAAUUUGUAAGUUAGGAUGUUUUAGAUUCUUUUUUCGUUUUCAACAAAUUUUGCGUGGGUGUUUCCCUUUCUGUCUUUAGAUAACUUCAAUUUGUAAGUUAACGUCUGUUCUCUGACAUUUUUUAUGGUCGAAGUUAUGAGAUGUAUAUAUGUAUAUAUAGCCAACCUGUAAAUUCUCGAGUGGCCACAGAAGCAAAAACAACCUGUAAAUUCUUCAUAACUAGUCAUUGAUUUCUUAAAAUGUAUACGCGGAGUUGGGUUUUC